GACCUCAACCCAGCCAUGGAAAAGAAUCCAGUGUAUGAGCUUCCGGACCGACUUCGUAUGACUGAAAUGUCUGGAGGCAAAGACAGCACAGCUCUAGGACACGCAAGGCCCAAGAAACCUACAAGAGGGAAAAUAUCCGGUCGAACAUGUGCACUAGCCUUUGCUGCUCUUGUUGUGAUGGCUCUCACUCUGGUGAUAGUGAUCGCCAUUAUUGUGUUCAGACCCACGACAACUGAGUCCAGGACUGAGACCAGCGCCUCUAGUGAUCAGGUGGAACUACUCAAACAAGAGAUGAAGAAUUUAAGGGAGCUUGUCAGCGAACAAGCUACUAAACAUGCUUCCAACAUUUCAUCAUUGAAAGAGCUUCACGGCAAUGCAAUAGAAGAAAUCCAACAGCUAUUUAGUGGCUCAAAUCUAAGAAACAACGAGAUUAUUCAAGAGCUACAAAAUCAACUGGACAACUCGAAUCAAACGAUUCAGCAGCAAAUAAGUAGCUCAAAUCUAAGAAACAACGAGAUUAUUCAAGAGCUACAAAAUCAACUGGACAACUCGAAUCAAACUAUUCAGCAACAGAUAAGGAGCUCAAAUCUAAGAAACAACGAGAUUAUUCAAGAGCUACAAAAUCAACUGGACAACUCGAAUCAAACUAUUCAGCAGCAAAUAAGUAGCUCAAAUCUAAGAAACAACAAGAUUAUUCAAGAGCUACAAAAUCAACUGGACAACUCGAAUCAAACUAUUCAGCAACAGAUAAGGAGCUCAAAUCGAAACAACGAGAUUAUUCAAGAGCUACAAAAUCAACUGGACAACUCGAAUCAAACUAUUCAGCAGCAAAUAAGUAGCUCAAAUCUAAGAAACAACGAGAUUAUUCAAGAGCUACAAAAUCAACUGGACAACUUGAAUCAAACUAUUCAGCAGCAAAUAAGUGGCUCAAAUCUAAGAAACAACGAGAUUAUUCAAGAGCUACAAAAUCAACUGGACAACUCGAAUCAAACGAUUCAGCAGCAAAUAGUUCAGCUAACUGUAAACAUUGAUGCUAAAAUCGACAACACUACCCAGAUGCACAAUCAGAGGUACCUCGACUGCAAACAGACUGCUUUCUCUCUGAAUGAGCAGACACAGAGAAAUGUCAGCCAACAGAUCGAGCUACAGGCCACCAAGUGUUCAGAGGGAAUCAAUGCACUACAGCUGCAAGCAAACAACUCAAACACAGCAAUUCAAAUAGUGCAAAUGAACAUUCAAACUUUGGGAUUAAAUCUCACGGAAACAAGCACAAAUGUUGAAACUCUUGAAUACAAUUUUAGGGAGCUAAACGCAACAGUUAUUGAACAAUUGGCAUUAAGUUGUGAAGUGCAAUCCCCACCUACUAAUGGAGGUGUCAAUGUACAGGCUGGUCCAAACUCACUAACUUAUGGACUGGGCUCAGUGGCUACCUACUCAUGUGACCCAGGCUAUGCUCUAGUGGGACAGAGGACCAGGACUUGUCAGGACAAUAACGGAGGGACAGUCACCAUGGGAACAUGGAGUGGUGCACUACCACUUUGUCAAGCUCUACACUGUCUGGAGCUUGCAACACCUAAUAAUGGAAAUGUGGUACUCAGUAACCCAUCUCUACUAGUGGGUACCAUGGCUACCUACACCUGUAACCAAGGCUACGUCCUAGCUGGUGAUACAACAAGGACUUGUAAUGAGAGAAGUGACAGAACUAUUGGAAGUUGGAACGGAAUCAUGCCCAGAUGUGAAGUUAUCAUCAGAUGUCAGCCAUUGACUCAGCCGAGUAAUGGAGUAGUCAGUAUCUCUACUGGUACACAGGGAGUGAACCUUGGUGUGGGAGCUAUAGCAACCUACUCCUGCAACACUGGUUACAGACUAGUGGGACAAGCUAGCAGGACCUGUGUUAGUGGUGGCGGGACUAACGGAACAUGGAGUGGAACUGAACCAACUUGUGAAGAGAUACUCACUUGCCCCUCAUUAAGUCCCCCAACUAACGGAGCUAUCACAUUCACUCCUGGUGCUGACAACAGCAACAUUGGACUGGGCUCAGUGGCUACCUACUCCUGUAACAUCGGCUAUGUACUAGUGGGACACACCACCAGAACAUGUCAGAGCUUGUAUGGGGGAGCUUCAGCAGCUUGGAGUGGAAACAUAACAAUUUGUCAAGAGGCAGUCUACUGUCCAGUGCUAACGGCCCCUGGCAAUGGUAGUGUGACGGUCAGAUCUGGAUUCAACCCCGUCAGUGUGGGCUCAGUGGCUACCUACUCAUGUGAUCCAGGCUACGCCCUCUUGGGAACCACCACCAGGAAUUGUGCGGACCCAGACAGUGACUCAGUGGGAACAUGGACUGGAGCAAAGCCAGAAUGUGCAAUCAUUAUUUGCGUUGAGUUGACAGUUCUUGAAAACGGCACCCUUGUGAUCAGUUCUACUCUGCUUGGUGUGGGUACUACUGCCAGCUACACCUGUAACCAAGGUUAUGUUCUGGUUGGCGAUGUCACUAGGACUUGUCAGGACACCAGCGGAGGGACUGCUACUAUAGGAUCAUGGAGCGGAAGUGACCCAGAAUGUCAAGUGAUUCAUUGCUCUGAGUUGACGGUUCCUGAAAACGGCACCCUUGUGAUCAGUGCUACUCUGCUUGGUGUGGGUACUACUGCCAGCUACACCUGUAACCAAGGUCAUGUUCUGGUUGGUGAUGUCACUAGGACUUGUCAGGACACUAGCGGAGGGACUGUUACUAUAGGAACAUGGAGCGGAAGUGACCCAACAUGUGUUGUACCUAACAGAGCUAUGAUAGAUUGUCAAGAUACAACUUGCCGAUACGAACAGCUGGUGUGUCCAGAACAAGAUAACUGCACAGUAGAUUGCUAUGACUCAAGAUCGUACGCUUGCUUCCAGACUGACGUGUAUUGUCCGAGUGGGAUAGGAGAUUGUACGCUCAACUGUGACGACUCUUACGCCUGUCUACAAGCUAACACAACAUGCCCUCAGGGAGACUGCAUUGUGAACUGCCUGAAUGACUACACAUGUUUGAGCUCAGCUUUUAAAUGCUCUGGAGACAACUGCAUCUUCAACUGUCAGAGACAAGAGUCGUGUUCUAAUUCAAACAUGGAAUGCACGAGUGGCAACUGUACGGUAAAUGGCAGAGGUUACUAUUCUCUUCGAUACUCAACAGUCUCCUGCCCACCAGAUGGAGAAUGUGUUGUCAACUGUACUGGUGACCUUUCUUGUCAAAGCUCUCAGCUCACAUGUCCGAGUGGAGGCAACUGUGUGUUUAAUUUCCAUGGGGACCACUACAAUAAUGAUUAUAUUGGAAGGGACACAACCAUUUCAUGCCAGGAGAACAGUACCUGCAGUAUCUCCUGUAGUGGCCGAUAUACAUCCAACGACCACCAAUGCUAUCGCUCUCGCAUCACCUGCCCCUCAGAGAGUGGGGACUGUAGUGUAGAGUGCAGUGGGUACUGGUCUUGCCAGUCUUCAACCAUUGUCUGUGGUCAUGGCAGAGAGUGCUUGAGUUGCAGCGGCACAUACUCUUGCUACAGUGCAACCAUCACACUUCCUAACAUUGAUAGGGCCAGCUUAAAUUGCACUGGAUCCUACUCAUGCUACAGUGCAAGAAUAACCUGUCCAAUUAACAACGACUGUGCAAUAAAUUGCAGGAGCUUAUUCUCCUGCAGGUAUGCAACUAUUACACUUCCCAACACUGAGACAGGCAGCUUAAGUUGCGCUGGAUCUUUCUCAUGCCAAAACACAAGAAUAUCGUGCCCACAUAACAACACCUGUACGAUAAAUUGUACUGGCCAGUCCUCUUGCAGCAGUGCAACUAUCACACUUCCCAACACUGGCACAGGAACUUUAAGUUGUACUGGCCAGUCCUCUUGCAGCAGUGCAACUAUCACACUUCCCAACACUGGCACAGGAACUUUAAGUUGUACUGGCCAGUCCUCUUGCAGCAGUGCAACUAUUACACUUCCCAAUAUCGAUACAGCCAGCUUAAAUUGCACUAGUGAAAGCACAUGCCAGGUUUCAAGAAUCACCUGCCCAAACAACAACAAUUGUACAAUACAUUGUGACGGCCAGUACUCUUGUAACAAUGCCCGAGUGACCUGUCCCACUGGAGACCACAGCUGCAACAUCCUCUGCACUGACCCGCUGUCCUGUCAAGGCUUGAGUAUCACGAACACACACAAUGUCUACCUACAAUGCUGCGGUAGUUUGUCCUGUGCCGGAACUACUGUCACCCCAUCCUCAACAGAGUGUCCGUACAUACAAUAACAAAGACACAAAAAAUUAGUUUAGGUGCUGCAUUAGUGAAACACAUACUCUAUAGAACUAAAUAUAGAAUGUACUGUUUUGGAAACUGUCACAUUAGUUUUUAUCAUAAAAUUAAUGUGUAUUAUGUCCAUUG
Molecule: messenger RNA, 4396 nt
Organism: Halichondria panicea
Lineage: Eukaryota; Metazoa; Porifera; Demospongiae; Suberitida; Halichondriidae
Product: CUB and sushi domain-containing protein 3-like
Exons: 9
Coding region: 16-4263 (1415 amino acids)
Source: RefSeq, a predicted model, not a curated record